Molecule: messenger RNA, 405 nt
Organism: Sclerotinia sclerotiorum 1980 UF-70
Lineage: Eukaryota; Fungi; Ascomycota; Leotiomycetes; Helotiales; Sclerotiniaceae
Exons: 1
Coding region: 1-405 (134 amino acids)
Source: RefSeq, a predicted model, not a curated record
AUGUCAGAGGUCAGCAAACAAGGUGUAGAAUAUCAAGCUGGUUCUUCUCCCACUGACGACGCUAUCCAGACGACUGAGCCAAGCGCUAAUGCCUCCGAGGGCUCUAAUAUCAAGCAGGAGGUUGAGAAUGAGCACAACCAUGGAGAGCAAGCUGAAGGACGUCCGAAGGGAUGGAAACAAUACAUACAGCAAAUUAUCGGUGCUGGGAGAAAUCAGUUGGUACAAAUGACUGCACAGUCCAACUCCAGAGUUCCAAGCAAAUCUACUAAAAAUGCGGAAGAAAUUCGCAAACGUUCGGCUCCAGUUGGUAGCGAUAAUGGCGCUGUUCUUGUUCCUGUUCAGGCAAACAAGAAGACCAAGGUAGAAAAAAAGGAUCCUGCUCUUGCGGGCCAUUCUUCCUCGUGA